AGGUGAGUGACUUUCUUGCACAACAUGGCGUCUCUGCAAUUCUUACCACAGUUUAGUUCAUUUUGAACUAGAAGUUCAGCUGUCUAUGUUUUCCACAAUGCAUAAUAGCAAGUCCGUUCUUUUACUGACCUGCGUGAGUGACAUAUUGUCCAACCCUAGUUGUGAUAGAUGUUAAGACGGUGCAGUGUUGCAAUGCACUUCAGGUGAAGCCAUGCAGCAGAAGUCAGUGGCGGAACGCCUCAUGCGCCUUUGGAUGGCCAUUAUUAUAAUCCCCGCCAUCUCGCUGGCCGCUGGCUCCAAGUACGAGACAGCGUAUGCAUGUGAAGGCAAAACACUCACGCUCGAGUGUGAUCCGGGCAAUGUGAUUAAUUUAAUUCGGGCUAACUACGGUCGGUUCUCUAUAACAAUUUGCAACGAUCAUGGUAACGUGGAAUGGAGCGUGAACUGCAUGUCACCUAAAAGUUUGCGCGUGCUGCACACAAAGUGUGCUCUAAAGCAUAAAUGUAGCGUCCUAGCAAGUACAUCACUUUUCGGUGAUCCAUGCGCUGGUACACAUAAGUAUUUGGAAGCUCAUUACCAGUGCAUAUCGGCAACACAGACGCCCACGACCACUGGUCGCUCACCACCACCAUGGCUAAUCACAUCACCGCCCAGUGUAUGGAGUUCUCCGACAAUGCGUUCUACAACUGAGCCGCCUCUAACAGCUGUCACGAGUCUCUUUGUCACCGAUUCUACGACAGAAUCAACAGACCCUCCCAUGGAAACACCUACACCUGAAGUACCCCCAACCGUAGGAAGUAUAAAUCGUGUAAUGCAAUCUGCAUUACCGGAGGAGAGCAGAGAUGUUUGGUGUGGUCCUACCACGACACGUAAUAUGUUCUGGAAUGUGACUCGAGCUGGUGAUGUAAACGUACAAUCAUGUCCAGGUGGAGCUACAGGAAUUGCAAAAUGGCGGUGCGUUUUGAAUGACACGGAAUUGCCCAUGUGGCAACCAUCAACGCCCGAUUUGGCUCAAUGUCGUAGCCUUUGGCUCAAUAAUCUUGAAAUUCGUGUCAAUAUGCAUGACUCUUCAAUCAUUUCCAUCGCUAAUGACUUAUCACAGGUGACCAGCAGUAAAACACUUUACGGUGGUGAUAUGUUAGUCACCACAAAAAUUAUUCAGUCAAUGUCGAACAAAAUGGCAUAUGACAUAGAGACGUUUCCUGAUCAAAAGCAGCGUGAAGCGAUAGUCUAUGAACUACUUCACAGUGUUGUACGCACAGCAGGAAAUUUGUUAGACGCUACACAAGCUAUGUCAUGGCUUGACUUAAGUCAUGAAGAUCAAAUGCGUGUUGCAACUUCGUUGCUAACAGGCCUAGAGGAAAAUGCUUUUCUUCUGGCAGACACCAUAAUCCGUGAGCAAAGUGUUGUGCAACGGGUGAAAAACAUUUUACUGAGUAUUCGUGUACUUGAAACGCGUAAUAUUGCCACAGCCGAAAUAUUUCCUGAUUUCUCGCAUGAGCAGUGGACAGUGAGUCGUGACACUAUAGAACUUCCACGAGCGUCUCUCAUUGAUAAUAGUGAAGGAGGCCUAGUGAGAAUUGUAUUUGUGGCAUUUGAUAGACUUGAAAACAUCCUCAAGCCACCAGCUACAGAUUAUUUACACCAAUUAUCAUUACAAAUAGGUAAUCAAAGUAUUGGUGUAACAAAAGAUCGCGUAUUAAAUAGUAAAGUGAUAUCAGCAAGCCUGGGCAAAGGUCGACACAUUCAAUUGUCACAGCCUAUAAGACUUACAUUCCAACACCUGCAAACGGAGAAUGUUUCACAACCGACUUGUGUGUUUUGGAGUUAUAUCGAUCAUGCAUGGUCUGAAGACGGUUGUCACGUGGAGAUGACAAAUACCACCCAUACGAUGUGUUCGUGCAAUCAUCUUACGAAUUUCGCUAUUCUAAUGGAUAGAGUGGCACCACUGACGACAAAUGUGACAACUCAUCUGAACCGAAAUGUUCUCAUAAUGAUCUACAUCAGCAUAUCAUUGUGUAUAUUGUUUGUAGUAAUAGCAUUAGCCAUAUUUAAGCUGUACAAUGGGCAAUUUCUCAAGGUAAGCGAACAGAGCCAGUCAAUUGGGGCACAGAGACAACCUUACAUUCCACCACCAUCUUUUCAAACCACUCCAUCAACCUCUGAAACGCAAUCUAGACUAUUGACUCCACUUCCCAAUUCCACUCUUGCCGCUUUUACGCUCCUAGCCAAUUUCAAUAACGUUCAUCAUCAUCAUCAUCAUCUGCAUCAUCAUCUGCACCAUCAUCACACGCGUCCUAGAGUAGUAAAUGUAAUUAGAAAUAAUCUUGAGUCAUUAAACAUGGAUGAUGUAUCUGUAUGACUCACUUAAUCUAAUUUUUAUAUGUUGUAAUGAGCAUACAACAGCUGUGAUACUGGUGCAGAUCUGGCCCCGUCCUGUCUCUCUUCACAAUCUGUAUAGAUGUGCAUGUGGAAUAUAUUUUUUCCUUAAUGCCUAUAAAUUAUUUAUUUAUUAUGAUAUAAUAUUAGGAUCGUCUUCCUAUCCACUGUAGUUUAUGUAUGCGAAACGAAAAAUGAAAAUUACCCAACUUGUAACGUGAGCGAAAGAAAGGCUGAAUGAGCAUAUUUUAUUAUUGUUCAUUUUUCUUUUUGUUCUCCUGUCACUUGGCUUUCACUCAUAUAAUUUUUGGUGAAUUUUAAUGGAUGUUGCGGCGAACAAAAAAUUGGGAACUAUGAUAUCUUGGGUGAUUUGUUUCAAAGCCGUUUCAAAUUAAUAUAACGACCGCUUUCCCGUCGAGGAUAUGACCUACAAUAUUGCCCCCUUUCAGUCGUCCAUGAAGGUGGACAUGGCAGAGUUUAGCGGAUGGAGACGCGGCAGAAAUGUAGAAGAUUUCCACGAUGGAAAACACGAGUGUUUUAUAGGAGCGUGACCCGGGCAAAUGAUUUUCCAUGAAAAUGGCCCGAUUUAUCUGAAG
This is a messenger RNA of Phlebotomus argentipes, 2975 nucleotides long. RefSeq names its product latrophilin Cirl (gene Cirl). The transcript is spliced from 7 exons. Lineage: Eukaryota; Metazoa; Arthropoda; Insecta; Diptera; Psychodidae. Gene Ontology annotation, molecular function: carbohydrate binding; G protein-coupled receptor activity. Gene Ontology annotation, cellular component: membrane. Bases 212 to 2362 code for a protein of 716 amino acids. The record is from RefSeq and is a predicted model, not a curated record.